AUGCAAGCGAAGGCAAAGCACCGAUUUCCAAGCAACACCUUAGGUGUCAUAAACUGCGCUCUACACCCGAGAGGAAGCUUUGGUGCCAAUCUGCUUCUCGACAAGCCUCGUGAGAAGCCUGCAAACUCUCGUGAGAAUCCCGCAAAGUGUCAACAAACAAUUCACAUCUCUGAUCUGCCUUUCCAGCUGCUAGCGCAGAUGGCAGGGUUUAUCACGUGA
Penicillium soppii is the source of this 219-nucleotide messenger RNA. RefSeq lists its product as uncharacterized. The transcript has a single exon. The record is from RefSeq and is a predicted model, not a curated record. NCBI's taxonomy places the organism in Eukaryota, Fungi, Ascomycota, Eurotiomycetes, Eurotiales, Aspergillaceae. Bases 1 to 219 code for a protein of 72 amino acids.